This is a messenger RNA of Neoarius graeffei (lesser salmon catfish), 1565 nucleotides long. RefSeq names its product CMRF35-like molecule 3. The record is from RefSeq and is a predicted model, not a curated record. Lineage: Eukaryota; Metazoa; Chordata; Actinopteri; Siluriformes; Ariidae. Bases 97 to 1164 code for a protein of 355 amino acids. The transcript is spliced from 7 exons.
GACACGGCACAGAGACGGAGACGGUGAGGGACUGUAAGAUAACUGACGGAACAUUUUUAUUACUAUUUUCUGAAGUGGAGUUUCUGAGAUUGGAAAAUGAAGAUCCUACUUAUCUUCUGCCUGGUUUUAGCUGAUGAUACUGAUGCUGUAACUACAAUAACUGGAUACAGAGGAAGAUCAGUUCAGAUUCAAUGCCCCUAUGAACCUGGAUAUGAAAAGUACAAAAAGUAUCUCUGCAGAGGUAAAUGUCCCUAUGUGGGGUAUAAUGACAUUCCUGUUGAGUCUGGAUCUCCUGCUAAAGACCCCAGAUUCUCUCUGUAUGACAACACAACAGCCAAAAUCUUCACCGUCACCAUCACUGAUCUGAGACCAGAGGAUAAAGGCACUUACUGGUGUGCAAUAGAGCAGCCAGGGACAAAUAUUUAUACAGAGCUUCUACUGCUGGUUAAAACAGAUGAUCCUGCCGUCAAUACAGUCUCACACACCACACACACUACACACACCACACACGCUGCUUCAACACACUCCAGUUCAUCAGUGCAUGCUGAGACCACAGAGUCAACAGCAGGUACUGCACUAAAUAAUGCGGCCCACCCAGUUAGUCCUCCUUCUUCACCUCAGGAAUUUCCAACUUCCUCUCUCAUCGUUGCUGUGUCUGUGGUUCUCGUGCUGCUUCUCAUUGCUCUUUUAUUCGUGGUAGCUCGACAGAGGAAAAAGAAGACCCAAGCCAAACCUCCACAAGCGUCCUCAAACGAUGUGGCUCCUGUCAGUAAUGAUGAGACUGAAGACAUCAGACGCCUUUCUCACCCAGUUUAUUCCACUCCUCGAUUACCCACAAGCCCCCUCACCUCCUCUCAAACUAUUUACUCCAACACGGGAUUACCCACAGCUCCCUCUGAAUAUCCACAGCCCCUUUAUUCUACAGUCCAACACCCAUCCGAUUCUGCUGAUCAGGGCGACUACUCCACAGCUAACUUACCCACAACUCUCUCUGACUCAUCAGUCAGCGCUGCUCCACCAUCGGCUGUGAAACCUGCUGAAAGUCCAACGUACACAACUCUGAGAUUUGACACCAGUUCUGCUGGUGCAGCUCCAGCGGUGAUCUCCAGAAAUGAAAACCACUCGUGUGAUUACGCGAAUGUUAAUAUUACUCUCUGUGGCUAAUUCGCUGACAUCAGAUUACUAAUAAUUUUCUCUUGUUUUAAAUUUGCAGCACAAAUUUGGAUUGGUCAGAACCUUCUUCUUCAUAAUAUUUAUAACAGCUGCACUGACAGUAGUGCAACUGAUAAAUAGUAUGUCAUCUUCCAUUUCAAUACAUACAAUAUUAUAAAUGUUGGAAAAUGGCUGUGGGAUGAGAACAAUACAACAUUUGGAACAUUCUGUUACGUAUAAAUAAUCAACGUUGGGGUGGUAACAGGAACGUCACUUCACACCACCCUGAACACACACACACACAGAGUGAUUAUUUCUUCCUGGUUAUACAAACCUCCUGUUUUUCUACUGUAUUUAAGAUGCAGCAUUAUAUUCCUAAUUUCAACAUAUUUAUAAAAUACUAUUGCAUCUCA